Molecule: messenger RNA, 843 nt
Organism: Danio rerio (zebrafish)
Lineage: Eukaryota; Metazoa; Chordata; Actinopteri; Cypriniformes; Danionidae
Source: RefSeq, a predicted model, not a curated record
AUGUUAUUAACUUCUCUGAUUUCUCUUUUCACAGAGAUCAACUCACAGCACUAUAAAAUUGGUGCUGAGCUGGGCAAAGGAGGCUUUGGAACAGUUUUUGCUGGGACCCGUUUAGAAGAUGGCCUUCAAGUGGCAGUAAAAAUAGUCGAUUCCAAGACUAUGCGACUCAUCAAAGUUGGUGGGUUUGAAAAACCCCUUCCAUCAGAGAUCGCUCUGCACUAUCUCGCCACUAAAGGCCCCAGGGUUAAACAAAUUGCUGAGCUUCUGGACUGGAAGGUGGAGGCUGAACGUUACAUCAUAGUCGUGGAGCGGCUCAUACCCAGUAUGAACUUACGUGAAUUUUUAAUCGACAACAAAGAAGACACCCCUGAGGACUUGGUACGGAAAAUCAUGUUCAACGUAACAAUUGCAGCUCACACGUGCUGCCAACGCGGAGUGUUUCACAGCGAUAUCAAGCUGGAGAACUUGCUGAUAAAUCCGGAGACCUUUGAAGUCAAACUGAUUGACUUUGGGUGCAGUGUCCUCCUUACUAAAGACUGUUACCAUCACUAUUCAGGCACAAGACUUUUCGCCCCUCCCGAGUUUUUAAACACUGGCAGAUACCAUGGGGAGCCAGCGACAGUGUGGUCACUCGGGAUUCUUCAGUUUUUGCUAUUGUUUAAAAAAUAUCCAGUAGUAGUUGACCUCUUCAAGUUGCAUAACAGAGACAUAGAGUUUGCCAGAGGGUCAAAAGAAUGCAGGGAUUUCAUCUGCGCUUGCCUGCAGUUGAACAUCAACAUUCGAAGUAAACUGCAUGCUCUCCGUGCCCAUGCCUGGUUUAAGGAGGAGAACAAGGAAGAAUGA